This is a messenger RNA of Anopheles marshallii, 1671 nucleotides long. Its product is annotated as xylulose kinase. The transcript has 4 exons. Bases 1 to 1671 code for a protein of 556 amino acids. NCBI's taxonomy places the organism in Eukaryota, Metazoa, Arthropoda, Insecta, Diptera, Culicidae. Gene Ontology annotation, biological process: D-xylose metabolic process; xylulose metabolic process. The record is from RefSeq and is a predicted model, not a curated record. Gene Ontology annotation, molecular function: D-xylulokinase activity. Gene Ontology annotation, cellular component: cytosol.
AUGCAAUCGGACAACGAAACUUACCUUGGACUGGACCUGAGCACUCAAAAGUUGAAAGCCGUUUUGCUGAACGUAAAUCUGGAAAAUGUUGCACACGCGGAAGUGAAGUUUGACUCAGAUCUGCCAGAAUUCCGUACCACCGGUGGAGUGAAUGCUGGAACGGCAAAAAAUGAAUUCUACGUUCAACCUGUUAUGUGGAUAAAGGCCCUCGAUAUGGUGUUGGAUCGUAUAGUGGUGCAGGGAGCCGACCUGAGCACGGUUGUAGCACUGAGCGGGUCCGCACAGCAGCACGGUUCACUGUACUGGUCCCGUUCCGGCAUCGAAACGCUGCGCAAUCUGGAUGCGGAUAAAUUUCUGCACACGCAGCUGGACGAUUCCGCCUUCACCGUGCACCGGACACCAAUCUGGAUGGACGGUACGACCGGCCGGCAGUGUGAGGAGAUGGAAACAGGUGUCGGUGGCCGGGAGCGAAUGGUACAGAUCACCGGUUCGCGAUGCUACGAACGGUUCACUGGGCCACAGAUAAGGCGCAUCUUUCAGCAACGCCCCGAUUGCUAUCGCAAUGCGGAGCGUAUCUCGCUCGUGAGCAGCUUCCUCGCAUCGAUCUUUCUCGGAGAUGUUGCACCGAUCGAUUGUUCGGACGGGUCCGGCAUGAAUCUGUUGGAUGUUAACACCCGUGACUGGUCGGACGACUGCCUGGCGGCGUGUGCACCAGGAUUGCGGGCCAAACUUGGAGAACCGGUACCGUCCGCCACGGUUAUUGGCACCGUUGGGUCGUUUUUCGUGCAGCGAUAUAACUUCCCGUCUGGGUGUCGGGUGGUGGCCUUCACCGGUGACAAUCUGUCAGCAUUGGCUGGUAUGAAUGUGGGGAAGGAUUGGUUAGCUUUGUCGCUCGGUACCAGCGACACGGUGAUGAUGAAGCUGAACGCCCCUUCGAAUUUGCAGGAGGGCCACGUUAUGGUACAUCCAACGGAUGAUGGUUUCAUGGGAUUGCUGUGCUUCCGGAAUGGGUCGUUGGUACGCGACAUCUUCAAGCGGGCGGAGGCAAAUGACAAUUGGGAGAAUUUCAGUGAACUGCUCGAUUCAACACCACGCGGCAACUUUGGCAACCUGGCGCUACACUUCAUCUCGAAGGAAAUUUUACCGCCGGUGAAGGGUUCGCUGCGGUGGAACAAAAAUUCCAGCCUAGCUAGCGUGGAGCUUGCCAAGGGUGUGCUGAAGUAUAGUUCACCCCAGAGCGAAAUCCGCGCGCUGGUCGAAGGCCAAAUGUUAACCCGGAAAACGUAUGCCACCGAGAUGGGGUUUAGCUUCGGUGAAAAUACGAAGAUACUUGCAACCGGUGGGGCAUCUGCUAACCGUUCCAUUCUGCAGGUCGUUUCGGAUGUGUUUAAUGCGCCCGUGUACACGCAGAAAACCACCGAGGCGGCCCUGAUUGGUGCCGCAUUCCGGGCGAAGUACGUGCUGAGCGUCGCAAGGUCGAAGGAGAAUCCGUGCGGCGAUGGCAAGGGUGUGACAAAUGCGCCUGGACCGUACUACGACUUCAUAGCGAAUCUUUUACCCCACUCGGUGACGCGCGUGUGCGAUCCGAGCAAGGACAGUGAGGAUAUCUACGGUACGAUGGAGGAACGGUACCGGGCCAUGGUAAGCUUCAUGAUGGAGCAGCAGGAUUAG